AUGGAUGCGGCGAAUGUGUACGCAGUCAAAGAGCUUGUUGAGGCUGAGAAGUUGGACUGUGACUUACAUCUUACGAGAGCGAUCGAUGUGUAUCUGGAUGCCGAUCAUGCCAGGCAGACGGAGGCGGCGUGGGAGAUGCUAAGGAGGGAUAAUAUUGUCGAACUAAGAGACGUAGCUUGUGUCUCUAAAGAAGAUGCAGAGAGGGUAUCGGGAGUCAAGGGCGCUCAGCUGGCUGUCAGCUUUACUGCAGCGCACUUGUGGCCACGAAAGAUGGUGCAUCAAUUGCUAGCGAAGCUACUCGAGCAAGACCAUAAGCUCAAUGUUCAAGCAAAUACACCAGUGACGUCUGUAUCCGACACGACGGACGAGGCAGGAAGAUGGAUAAUAGAAACAUCGCGCGGCACUAUCAAAGCCACAAAGGUCAUCCACGCCACCAACGGCUACGCGAGCCAAGUUCUGCCCGAAUACACGCGAAGCAUAACUCCGAUCCGCGGCGUCUGCAGCCAUAUCGACAGCGCAUUGAAGCAACACGCACCACAUCUCAACAACACUUACGCCCUUCGUUUCGACGGCCGAAAUUACGACUAUCUCAUUCCCCGAGCAGACGGAAGCAUCAUCGUUGGAGGUGCAAGGCAGCGGUUCUGGCACAAGCCUGAGCGCUGGUUCGACACCGUGCGCGAUGACGAGCUUGUUGAUGAAGCAACGACCUACUUCGACGGGUACAUGCAGCGCCACUUCCGCGGAUGGGAGGAUACGCAAGCGCAGACAAAGAAGAUACUGUUGUCGAGUAAGGGUCUGGCUGCUAUGGUGCGAGAUGGAGUACCUUUCGAGAAGACCGGGCUACCGCGGUUAUUCAAGACGGCAAAAGGAAGGGUUGAGAUGCGCGAUAGCCCACUCGAAGAUCCGUUCCGUCCGCUGUGGGAAGAGCAUGCCAGGUCGAAGCUAUGA
Messenger RNA from Alternaria novae-zelandiae, 948 nucleotides. RefSeq lists its product as uncharacterized. Gene Ontology annotation, cellular component: cytoplasm. Gene Ontology annotation, molecular function: oxidoreductase activity. Bases 1 to 948 code for a protein of 315 amino acids. The transcript has 4 exons. The record is from RefSeq and is a predicted model, not a curated record. Lineage: Eukaryota; Fungi; Ascomycota; Dothideomycetes; Pleosporales; Pleosporaceae.